Talaromyces proteolyticus is the source of this 1023-nucleotide messenger RNA. Its product is annotated as putative arsenite translocating ATPase ArsA. Gene Ontology annotation, biological process: post-translational protein targeting to endoplasmic reticulum membrane. NCBI's taxonomy places the organism in Eukaryota, Fungi, Ascomycota, Eurotiomycetes, Eurotiales, Trichocomaceae. Gene Ontology annotation, cellular component: GET complex. The record is from RefSeq and is a predicted model, not a curated record. Bases 1 to 1023 code for a protein of 340 amino acids. The transcript is spliced from 3 exons. Gene Ontology annotation, molecular function: ATP binding; ATP hydrolysis activity.
AUGUCCUCUACCGCUCUGGUUCACGACGACGAGGCCCUUGAGCCAACCCUUCAAUCCAUUCUCGACCAGAAAACGUUGCGAUGGAUCUUUGUUGGAGGUAAAGGUGGUGUUGGAAAGACAACAACGUCGUGCUCGCUCGCUAUACAACUGUCCAAGGUCCGGAAAUCCGUGCUUUUGAUUUCGACCGACCCCGCGCACAAUCUCAGCGAUGCUUUCGGGCAAAAGUUUGGAAAGGAAGCCAGACUCGUCGAUGGAUUCACAAACUUGAGUGCGAUGGAAAUUGAUCCCAAUGGAAGCAUUCAGGACCUGCUAGCAACAGGCGAGGAGGGCCAGGAGGAUCCAUUAGCGGGGCUUGGGAUGGGUGGCAUGAUGCAAGACCUGGCUUUCAGCAUUCCUGGUGUUGACGAAGCAAUGUCGUUUGCCGAGGUCUUGAAACAAGUCAAGUCGCUGUCCUACGAGGUCAUUGUGUUUGAUACAGCACCAACCGGUCACACUCUUCGCUUCCUGCAGUUCCCUACAGUGUUGGAGAAGGCUCUUGCAAAAUUAUCUCAGCUUUCCAGCCAAUUUGGACCAAUGCUGAACUCCAUACUCGGCUCUCGCGGUGGGCUUCCUGGGGGACAGAAUCUCGAUGAGCUGAUGCAAAAGAUGGAAUCUCUUCGGGAGACUAUCAGUGAAGUCAAUACACAGUUCAAAAAUGCAGACAUGACUACAUUCGUUUGCGUUUGCAUUGCAGAAUUCCUGUCGCUCUAUGAAACCGAACGGAUGAUCCAGGAGCUGACCAGCUACUCUAUUGACACACACACAAUCGUCGUCAAUCAGCUAUUGUUCCCUAAGAAUGACAACCCGUGUGAACAGUGUAACGCGCGGAGGAAGAUGCAGAAGAAAUAUCUCGAGCAGAUUGCGGAGCUAUACGAAGACUUCAAUGUUGUGAAGAUGCCUCUGCUCGUGGAGGAAGUGCGAGGAAAGGAGAAACUAGAAAAGUUCAGCGAGAUGCUAGUGAAGCCUUACGUGCCACCAAAUUAG